AUGGUUUUGGGUCUUGACAAACGUUACGUCUGGGGUGUACUUCCCUUGCUUGGCUUUGCCAUUGGUCAUUUCCUCGAUCAGAAGGAAACUGAACGUAUGACCAGAUUCAGAGACAAAAGUGCUUUGUAUGGUCGUCCAGAGGGUCGGGCACAGCCAUCAUGGUAGAA
Messenger RNA from Musca vetustissima, 167 nucleotides. RefSeq names its product NADH dehydrogenase [ubiquinone] 1 beta subcomplex subunit 1 (gene ND-MNLL). The coding region runs from base 1 to 165 and encodes 54 amino acids. The transcript has a single exon. The record is from RefSeq and is a predicted model, not a curated record. Lineage: Eukaryota; Metazoa; Arthropoda; Insecta; Diptera; Muscidae. Gene Ontology annotation, cellular component: mitochondrion.